Hevea brasiliensis (rubber tree) is the source of this 851-nucleotide messenger RNA. RefSeq names its product transcription factor MYB27-like. The transcript is spliced from 4 exons. Lineage: Eukaryota; Viridiplantae; Streptophyta; Magnoliopsida; Malpighiales; Euphorbiaceae. The record is from RefSeq and is a predicted model, not a curated record. Gene Ontology annotation, molecular function: DNA-binding transcription factor activity; sequence-specific DNA binding. The annotation marks the transcript as partial. Gene Ontology annotation, biological process: regulation of DNA-templated transcription. Gene Ontology annotation, cellular component: nucleus.
CACCCUGAUAAUCUCACGACAAUAAUGGCUUACCAAGCAGCAGCUAUUCAAGGAGACAAAUUACGUAAAGGGCCUUGGCUAGAGGAGGAAGAUCAGCAAUUAGUGACUUCUGUAAAGCUUUUCGGGGACCGCAAAUGGGAUUCCAUUGCAACAGCAUCUGGUCUAAACAGGACUGGCAAGAGUUGCAGGCUGCGAUGGCUGAACUACCUCCGCCCCAAUAUUAAGCGUGGUCAGAUAAGUGAUGAAGAAGAGCAGAUUAUUAUCCAACUUCAUGAGCUAUGGGGUAACAAGUGGGCAAACAUUGCUCGAAGGUUGCCUGGAAGAACUGAUAAUGAAAUCAAGAACUACUGGAGAACUCAUCUGAGAAAGAAACUACAAUCUCAAGAAGCUAAACAAGAUUUCUUCUAUCAGGAAGGUGAUACAAGUUCCUGGAAUUGUAACAUGAAAGACUAUAACUCUAUAGAAAAUAAAGUAGGAACUACAGAAUCUUCCUUGGACCAGUGCUAUGAGCCAUCGAGUUUCACAUACUUGAAUUCACCGUAUGAAACCAGAUUGUAUGAUUGGAUGUCAGAGUUAUCAGGUGAUCAAAGUGAAAUGAAAAUUCAUCGGGAUUGUGGUGGUUUCGAUUCAUGUUUCUCUUAUCAGAAAUGGAAUUCUGAAGAUGGUGACACUAUCAUAUUGGAUUCCUUAGGCUCUCUCUGGGAUAUGAAUUGACCUUCUACAGUUGAAGGUUGACUGAAAAACUAGAAACUAUAGACGUGUUAGUUAUGUCUGAUAAAUACCAACUUGCACAAAUUUCAUGCUUUUCACUUCCCUUCCUCAGAAGUAUGCAUUUGUGUGUUCUUUUUUCC